Messenger RNA from Nicotiana attenuata, 972 nucleotides. RefSeq names its product NAC domain-containing protein 62-like. The record is from RefSeq and is a predicted model, not a curated record. Lineage: Eukaryota; Viridiplantae; Streptophyta; Magnoliopsida; Solanales; Solanaceae. The coding region runs from base 1 to 972 and encodes 323 amino acids. Gene Ontology annotation, biological process: regulation of DNA-templated transcription. The transcript has a single exon. Gene Ontology annotation, molecular function: DNA binding.
AUGUCGACAGUACCAAUUGCACGCCGGCGUAUUAUGGGUGAACGUUUUCACCCAACUGACGGAGAGAUGAUCAACUUUCUGAAAAGAUUCCUAAAGGGCGAGACUUUGCCGAGUGAAUACGCUUUCCAACAUGCAGAUAUAUAUGGAGAUCGACCACCAUGGGAGAUAUUUGGAGCUGAUUCUAAUUCUGAAGAGAAAGUUCGCUAUUUUUUUACUCGGUUGAAGAAGCAGAAGAGCGAGCAUACAAGGGUUCGUCGAACUUGCGCCAACGGGACAUGGAAAGCCCAAACAGGUAUUGUUCCUAUCAAGAAUGGUAAGGGAACUGUGGUUGGGUUUAGAAGAAAUUUCAAGUUUCAUUGUAGUAGUAAAGAACGAGAACAUAACAAAAUUUGGCUGAUGAAGGAGUAUUACGUCGGGGAUGAUUUCUUUAGAGGAAACAAUAUUCCUAAGGAGGAUAUUGUUGUGUGCCGAAUCAAGAAGAAUAUAAGAGAGAAAAAAGUGAAGGAUGAUGCAGUUUCUAUGGAUGAACAAGAGCUCGCUCAAAUAAUUGAAGCUAUGUUCCAUGAACUAGAUGAAUAUAACAGCCCAACGCAAUCGGCGACAGUUUGUCAAGGGAACGAGACUCACAAUGAGUUCAUUGAUAAUACAAUGUUGCAUGCAAAAUAUGCGCCCGAUGAUUAUUUGAGUGGACUGAAUUACCAAAAUAGCCAAUUGUUGAUUAAUAGUGAUGAAGGAAAUGAAGUUACCAUAUUGGGGAACCAAAAUAAUAUGAUGGCCAUGCUUACAGAGGAUGCAAUUACAAAUUUGACUACCUCGGAACAAGAAGCAUAUGACCAACUUUUGACGGCUGAGAUUGAGCAAGGCCACGGAGCUGAUCAUCAGACAAAUAAUAGCGAAUUUUGGGAAGCGAUGAAUGGAAUAUUGAAAGGUGUUAAUAUUGAUGUUCCUGAUGAUUGGUUGCAUGAUCUGUGA